Ailuropoda melanoleuca (giant panda) is the source of this 1609-nucleotide messenger RNA. Its product is annotated as C-type lectin domain containing 10A. NCBI's taxonomy places the organism in Eukaryota, Metazoa, Chordata, Mammalia, Carnivora, Ursidae. The record is from RefSeq and is a predicted model, not a curated record. Bases 139 to 1059 code for a protein of 306 amino acids. The transcript is spliced from 11 exons.
CUCUGGUCCCUUCUGGCCUGGCUCCCUUUUCCCGAAUGGAUUUCGUGUUUUUCCAGUUCUGGUCAUUGUUGCACGUGGAACCCCAAAUCACAGCCUUCGGACCUUCUGCAGCUCCCACGCCCCAGUCUCGGUCCAAGCAUGUCAAUGCAGUAUGAAAAAUUCCAGCCCUUGGAGGGUGAGAAGCAAAGCCAGGGGUCUAGAAAUGGGCUCUCUCCUCUGUCCUUCUUGCACUGGCUCUGCUCCGGCCCCCGGCCUCUCCUGUUCUCCCUGGGCCUCAGCCUCCUCCUGCUGGUCGGCAUCUGUGUGACUGGAUCCCAGAAUUCCAAGUUUCGGAGGGACCUGGAGACCCUGAGAGCAACUUUCAGCAACUUCACUGCAAACACUGUGGCUGAGGUCCAGGCACUAAAAUCCCAGGGUGGCAGUUUGCAAGAAGUGAUAACAUCUCUGAAAGCCAAGGUGGAAAACCAGGAGCAAGAGCUGCAGGCAGCCCGUAGCUUGAAUGACAAGGUGCUUUCCCUGGAGAGCAAGCUGGAGAAGGAGCAACAGGAGCUCAAAGAAGGUCAUUCGGAUACCCUCCUUCGAGUCCAGCAGCUGGCCAGAGGCCUGAGAUCCCUGACUUGCCAGAUGGCCGCUCUCAAGAGCAACGGCUCUCGAAAUACCUGCUGUCCCCCUGACUGGCUGGAGUUCGAGGGCAGCUGCUACUGGUUCUCCCGCUCCGGGAAGUCGUGGGCCGAGGCCGACAGGUCCUGCCAGCUGGACAGCGCGCACCUGGUGGUCAUCAACUCCAGAGAGGAGCAGACUUUUGUGCAGGAACAUAUCGGCUCAUACACCUGGAUGGGCCUCAGUGACCCUGAAGGCGUCUGGAAAUGGGUGGACGGGACGGACUACGAGACCAACUUCAAGAAUUGGAAGCCAGGCCAGCCGGACGACUGGCACGGGCACGGGCUGGGCGGGGGCGAGGACUGCGCGCACUUCCACCCCGAUGGCCAGUGGAACGACGAUGCCUGCCAGAGGGCCUACCGCUGGGUGUGCGAGGCCGGCCUGGGCACGGGCAGCUAGCACGGUCACCGCGUGCUUCCUGAGACCGUGGGCCGCGGACCCGCAGGGGCGGGAGGGGGUCUUCCCCUGAGACCCCUCAGGAGACCGCCUGGGAGAGGAAUGAGCCCACGGAGGUCGGGGCGCUGCCCCCAUUUUGAAUUUUUCUCCUUGGUGUUCAAAAGACUCUCUGGAGUUCCUCAAGGGUUUGCUUUUUUAAUGUCAGCUGCAUCGAGGUAUCGUUGACAUACAAAAUUGUAAGAUGUUGGAAGUGUACGUCAUUGUGAUUUGAUGAACAUAUGUACUGGGAAGGGGUCCCCCAUCCAGUUAAUAGCCUCACAUAUUCAUCUUGUCUGUGUGUGUGUGUGAGAGAGAGAGAGAGAGAGCACAUAAGUUCUGCUCUCUUGGUGAAUUCUAAGUAUACAAUAUGGUAACAACUGUCGUCGCCGUGAGAUCCUCAGACCUUAUUCAGCUAAGAGGUACAAGUCACUAUGCCUUCGCCAACCUCUCCCGAGUUCCCUACUCCCCGGCCCCACCAUGCUACUCUCUCUUUCUAUGAAUUUGGCUUUUUUUU